Messenger RNA from Bactrocera dorsalis (oriental fruit fly), 930 nucleotides. RefSeq lists its product as uncharacterized. The transcript is spliced from 2 exons. The coding region runs from base 210 to 683 and encodes 157 amino acids. Lineage: Eukaryota; Metazoa; Arthropoda; Insecta; Diptera; Tephritidae. The record is from RefSeq and is a predicted model, not a curated record.
CCCUAUUAUGAGUUGCAUUCGAUCUUCGACAACGAUCGAAAAUGCUGGUCGAACGAAUUUGCAUUUGGUAUUACGACGCUCAUUCGUUGAAGAUUAGCGUUAUUGUGAAUUGCAAUCAUUUUGAAUGUUCACGAUAGCAUACAUCUGUCAGAUAAAACUAACAAAUAUUUUAUAAAUAAAGAAAAUAUAAAUAUAAGUUAAAAUAAAAUAUGACUAGGUCUGAGUUGUGGUUUGCCGAUUCUUCAGAGGAGGAUGAAAGCUUACUGGAAUUGGCUAGAAAUAGAAAGAAGCUAAGGGACGCUUCCAAUCCUUUGGAAUUGGAUUCCGCUACAUUUAUAAAAAACUUCCGUUUGUCGAAAGAGGCGUUUGUUGAUUUGCUGUCCGCUACAGAGGAGAUGCUGCAGCGAUGCACACGAGCGAAAUCUAUUCCCAAUAUACUAAAAUUGGCAACAGCUUUACGAUUUUGUGCUCAGGGAUCGUAUCAACUUAGUAUAGGGAAUGAAAACAUGCUUGGACUUGCACAGCCCACGGUGUCUGUGGUACUAUCUGAGGUACUCGAUGCCCUGGAGAAUUUCAUUUGCCAAAGAUGGAUAAAAUUCAAUUAUACCGAGGCUGAAAUGCAAGAAGCAAAAUCACAUUUUUAUAGUAAUACCAGAUUUUCUGGGGACUUUCGGCCUGCAUAAAAUUAACAAAAAUAGUAUAAAUUAAUUAUUUGUUACCAUAAAGCAAUAAAUAAACGCAAAAAACCUACAUUUUCACAAAUUUCCAUUCACUACGCUACGCUGUCGAUAGGUAAAUUCUGUUCGACAGCCAUUUCGAUGCUCAACGAAAAUUUCGACAGGGUUGCAUAGCUCAUAAUACGAAUUUGACAUUCGAUUUUCGAUAGCCAGCGAAUAGCGAAGAUCGAAUGCAACUCAUAAUAGGGGCCUC